Nematocida parisii ERTm1 is the source of this 1152-nucleotide messenger RNA. RefSeq names its product transcription initiation factor TFIID 70kda subunit. Bases 1 to 1146 code for a protein of 381 amino acids. Gene Ontology annotation, molecular function: RNA polymerase II general transcription initiation factor activity; protein heterodimerization activity; transcription coactivator activity. Lineage: Eukaryota; Fungi; Microsporidia. The record is from RefSeq and is a predicted model, not a curated record. Gene Ontology annotation, biological process: RNA polymerase II preinitiation complex assembly; transcription initiation at RNA polymerase II promoter. Gene Ontology annotation, cellular component: transcription factor TFIID complex; SAGA complex; SLIK (SAGA-like) complex. The transcript has a single exon.
AUGCUAUUCUCAAUCGAGACUCUUAAAGCGUACACUCAGUCAAAAGGUAUCCCAGACAUAGAAGAUGAAGACUUGAAAAUACUUGCACAGGAUUUAGAGUACAGACUUAAAGAAUUAGCACAGGAAGCAUCUAAGUUCAUGAUGGCAGCAAAACGGUCGAAACUGUCUAUUGAAGAUGUAAAUUAUGCCCUUCUGUCAAAGGAGAUAGAUCCAUUACUAGGGUACAACACGAGCAACUCUCUUGUAUUCAAAACCAUCCCAGGGUCAAAUUUAUACUACGUCCCAGACGAAGAAUUAGAUUUAGAGUCAAUUUUAAACUCUCCCCUGCCGAAGAUCCCUCAUAAACCGGUUAUAUCCAAGCACUGGCUGGCCAUUGAAGGAGUACAGCCACAAAUACCGCAGAAUCCACUUCCCAUGGAGAGAAUGCCAGAAAUUAAAAAGGAAGAUACGCUAGCAGCCAUGAAAGAGGACAUUGAAAUAAGAAACCAUAUGAAACACCUUUUAUCCAAGGAAUUACAGUUAUAUUAUGAGAAGAUUGUUCAGUUCAUUAAAGACAAGGAGACUGUUGCACUUGCAUCAGAAUGUCUUAAGAAUGAGAGUGGUAUUCAGCAGCUAAUCCCGUACUUUGUCCAUUUCUUUAAUGAGGAGAUAUUAAAGAAUCUAAGGAAUGGCGAUUAUUUAGUGGAUAUUAUAAGUGUAUAUGAGAGUUUAAUCAUGAAUAAGAUGAUAUUCAUUGAACCUUAUAUGCACCAGAUGCUUCCCUCUCUACUUACAUGUGUUGUUGGCAAGAGUAUAGGUAUCAUGCAUAAGCACCCAUCAGAAGAAGUAUUAGUGAAUGAUUCAGAUGAGGACACUCCAGGCCUAUCUGCCAGAAGAAGAGCAUCCAUCACUAUCAAGUAUAUAUAUGAUACGUACUCACUUUCAUACACUACACUUGCACCGCGUGUACUGAAUACUCUAUUAAAAACAUGGGCUGACAGCACCAAGUCACCCGAGUCCCACUACGGUGCAAUAUAUUGCUUAUGUAAUUUAGGAGAGAAGGUAAUAAAUGGAGUAGUCAUUCAGUUCAAGAAGGAGUAUUUAGAUAAAACAGACCAUAUUAAGUACUCCCUCCCUAUAAAUUUACUUAAUAAGUAUACUAAAUAAAUAUAA